AAAACAAACAAACAAAAAUUCUGCAGAAAAGCAGAGUAUAAAAUAAUAAAUCGUCUAUAAUAUUUUGUAUUUUAUAAAUUUUAAAUAAAUCAGAACAAUAUGAGACGACGAGCAGGAUUAGGUGCAAUACAACAGCAACAGUUUGCUGCUGAAAAGUAUAAAGACAAGGGCACAGAUAUACAGGAAUCUCAAUUAGAACAAAUGUCGAAACAAAUGGAAGUAUUUCGGGAAAAACUAGAAGAAUUUGCAAUUAAACAUAAGCAGGAUAUUAAAAAAAAUGCACAGUUCCGUAAGCAAUUUCAAGAAAUGUGCGCUGCCAUCGGCGUAGAUCCAUUAGCAAGCGGUAAAGGUUUUUGGAGUGUUCUUGGCAUGGGAGAUUUUUAUUAUGAACUUGGGGUACAGGUGGUGGAAGUAUGCUUAGCAUCAAAUCAUAAAACUGGAGGCCUUAUGGAAUUAAAUGAACUAAGAAGUCGUUUAGUUGCUGCUAGGGGUCAAAGCUCAAUUCAUCAGGAAAUCACAAAUGAAGACAUUUUAAUGGCUACUAAAAAGCUUAGUAUUUUUGGUAAUGGCUUUGUUGUUCACAAACUUGGAAAAGGAAAAUAUAUUGUACAAUCCAUACCCGGCGAAUUGAGUAUGGAAGAGACGACAAUUCUCACUGUAGCAUCUAAUAACGAACAAGGCUACGUAACUCUUACAAUUUUAAUAGAGCAAUUGGGAUGGCCUGAUUAUCGUGCACGACAAUCUUUGGAAAAAGUUGUUAGCGAAGGUCUUUGUUGGAUUGAUGAUCAAGCUGAUGAUGAACGUCGUUAUUGGUUUCCCAGUUUAUUUCCAAAUCGCACAACACAAACAAUAAAUGCUUAAUUAAUACUUGA
This is a messenger RNA of Lucilia cuprina (Australian sheep blowfly), 872 nucleotides long. It is a transcript of the gene lsn, whose product is annotated as vacuolar-sorting protein SNF8. NCBI's taxonomy places the organism in Eukaryota, Metazoa, Arthropoda, Insecta, Diptera, Calliphoridae. The transcript is spliced from 4 exons. Gene Ontology annotation, cellular component: ESCRT II complex. Gene Ontology annotation, biological process: protein transport to vacuole involved in ubiquitin-dependent protein catabolic process via the multivesicular body sorting pathway. The record is from RefSeq and is a predicted model, not a curated record. The coding region runs from base 100 to 861 and encodes 253 amino acids.